CUCUGCUGUCUUUCGGCCGCCGAAGCGCGGGGCCGUUGGCGGCGAGGUUAGCCAGGGUUGGGUCUUGGCCAGGAAGAGUCGGAUGGCCAACUGUAAAUGGUCUAGAAUCAAGUCCACGCACAAAAGAAAACCCCCCUUUGAUCGGCAGCUGCCCUACGCAACACACGGCACUCAGUUUUCAAUUGUAUUGGACGCCUCCGCACGCUUCGGCGGGUGGAGACCGAGAGGAAGGGCCGUCCUUCGGAUUCUUGGCGGGGUGCUGGGGGCAGCCUCAUGGAGACGUCUCUACGGCCAGCGGAGGCAGCACCCCUCCUGGGUCCCCCAGUGUCUUGGUCCCGGUGCCGGGACAGGUCCUGGUGUAGGGGACAGGGCAGGGUAUGAAACGGCAGGGGCUGGAGAGGGCAGGGCAGGUGCAGGCAGGUCCGAGGCCGGGGGCCAGGCUUUGGAGCGUGUGUGCUCGCGAGUGAGCGCUCAGGCCUGGAGUGCGGGGGACUCAGUGUCGGCCUCCUGCUGGUUUCAGAGACCAAAUCUCAGUUUUGCAGGAACUGGAUACAUUUCAACCCGCAGACUGCACUAUAUAGUUUGCGAACUCGCACAUGGAAACUAAAGAAGAAUUCGUUAAAGUCAGAAAGAAGGACCUGGAACGGCUGACAACUGAAGUGAUGCAAAUACGAGACUUCUUACCCAGGAUACUAAAUGGGGAAGUACUGGGAAGCUUCCAGAAAUUAAAGAUUAUAGAAAACAACCUGGAAAGGAAAGAGCACGAAUUAGAGCAACUGAGAAUGGAUUGUGAGCACUUUAAAGCCCGCCUGGAGGCUGUGCAAGCCGACAGCUUGAGAGAGAAGAAGGAGAAGCUGGCUCUCCGACAGCAGCUGCAGGAGGCGAGGCAGCAGCUGCAGCAGCAGGCGGAGUACUGCACGGAGAUGGGGGCGGCGGCCUGCACCCUGCUCUGGGGCGUCUCUAGCCGCGAGGAGGUCGUCACAGCCAUCCUGGGUGGAGAUAAAGCUUUGAAGUUUUUCAGCAUUACUGGCCAAACGAUGGAGAGCUUCGUGAAGUCACUGGACGGGGAUGUCAGGGAGCCCGAUUCCGAUGAAAACCAGUUUGUGUUUGCCUUGGCCGGAAUCGUAACAAAUGUCGCUGCCAUAGCCUGUGGCCGUGAGUUCUUGGUUAACUCAAGCCGGGUGCUUUUGGACACCAUGCUGCAGCUGCUGGGGGACCUGAAGCCUGGACAGUGCACCAAGCUCAAAGUGUUACUGCUGAUGGCCCUGUACAACGUGAGCAUCAACCUGAAGGGCCUGCGGUACAUCAGCGAGAGCCCGGGCUUCAUCCCUCUGCUGUGGUGGCUUCUGAGUGAUCCGGACGCGGAGGUGCGUCUCCACGUGCUGCGCCUCGUCCAGUCGGUGGUCCUGGAGCCGGAAGUCGUGGCCAGGUCGGGCCCCGAGCUGCGGAGCUCGCUGCCCCUGCAGCGCAUCCGGGCCCUGUCGGAGAGCCGCAACCCCCGGCUGCAGGCCGCGGCCCGUGAGCUCCUGGAAGACCUCCACGCCCUGGGGCACGACGCGUAGGGGCGCGCGCCGGGUCCCUGCCCCUGCCCCAGGCCCCCACUCUGUGCUGAAACGCCCCGCGCCACGAGCCGCAGAUGGCCUGCCGCGCUUGACUAGAGACGAGCAUGAACUGACAGGUGUCCGCGUAGCCUCCUCCAGGGCGGGCUGGCGGUGACCUCGCCGCGAUCUGGGGAGAGAGCCCGCCCUCCCGGUGAGGCGCGUCAGCUGGGCCGGAGGAAGCGGGCCUGGAAGAGCCACUCCUGCGUCCAAGGGUUCCCCUGGGGUUCCCCCGGAGUGGGAGACAACGCGACCCACCUCCAUCGUCCGUUCUCCUGACACGCAUCUCUGAGAAUUCAUGCUCUCUCUAGUAAUUAUAAUGAACCCCCCCAAACGCAAGUUCGCCCUCAAACCUUUGGCGAGCUGCUGUUUCAGGUGACUUCGGACUUUUAGUUCUGUAACUGUGUGCCUCCUUUAUUUUUGAAUAAAGUCAUAGA
Molecule: messenger RNA, 2035 nt
Organism: Pteropus alecto (black flying fox)
Lineage: Eukaryota; Metazoa; Chordata; Mammalia; Chiroptera; Pteropodidae
Gene: HSF2BP
Product: heat shock transcription factor 2 binding protein
Exons: 8
Coding region: 597-1562 (321 amino acids)
Cellular component (GO): cytosol
Source: RefSeq, a predicted model, not a curated record